This is a messenger RNA of Tigriopus californicus, 471 nucleotides long. RefSeq names its product 2-iminobutanoate/2-iminopropanoate deaminase-like. The transcript has 2 exons. Gene Ontology annotation, molecular function: deaminase activity. The coding region runs from base 1 to 429 and encodes 142 amino acids. Lineage: Eukaryota; Metazoa; Arthropoda; Copepoda; Harpacticoida; Harpacticidae. The record is from RefSeq and is a predicted model, not a curated record. Gene Ontology annotation, cellular component: cytosol.
AUGGCGCCCCAAACCGUGAAAAGGAAAAUCAUCUCCACCAAACACGCCCCAACUCCCAUUGGACCUUACAGCCAGGCAGUUUUGGUAGAUCGAACUCUGUACUUCUCAGGUCAAAUGGGACUCAAUCCCAAGACCAUGGAACUGGUUUCAGGUGGGAUCGAGGCCGAAACUCAUCAAACCUUGGAGAACAUCCGUCAAGUCCUCAAAGCCGCCAAUUGCGACUUCAAGGACGUGGUUAAGAUCACUAUUCUACUCCAGGACAUGGCCCACUUCACCAUUGUCAACGAGAUCUACGCUCAAUGCUUCAAGGAGCACCAACCCGCCAGAGCCGCGUAUCAGGUUGCCGCACUACCCACUGGGGGUUUGAUCAAGAUCGACGGGGUGGCCGUUGUUAAUUCACUCAUGGCAGGAAGCGUCCACCAGUACUAGUUCGUUUUGUCCUUUGCAAUAAAGUUCGAGAGCCAAACGUUA